UUGGAGUGGAUGGGAGGGAGCAGCAGCCUCAGUACCAGGCACUGCUGUCUCUCAGUACUGAGUGCAGACUCAGACUGGAUAGGGAAGGAGGCUGCUACAUGCUGCCGCCGCCGCCGCUUCUGCUGCUGCUGCCGCCUCCUUUGUCGUAACACAGGGACCUUUUCACCGCAACCAGACUUGAGCCAGACGGAUAUUUUAUAUCACGGAUUCCGAGGGGGAAACUAAACAGCCACGGGUGUACCCAUGUACUUAUUACACGAGGGCAGGGGUCUGCUUCUGCUGGCGGUCUUGGCAGGACUGCAGAUCACAGCAGAGGGCAGGGGCACCCCUCCAUGCAGGCCGGGCUUCUCUGAAGAUGUAUACAAAGCAGUGGUACCAGAUAUUACAGAGAAAGGACAGCCCCUUUUCAACGUGAGAUUUGUGGACUGUGGACGAGGUGGUCUGGUGCGGUUUGAAUGCAGCAACCCUUCUGACUUCCGGAUAGAGGCGGACGGAGUAGUUUAUGCUGCCAGGAGUCUACAUCUCUCAACGCUGCCAGCAUCGCCGUUGGUGAUCAAAGCCAGGGACUCCACCACUCAACAACAAUGGGAGACCCAAGUCAGGCUGACACCGCCUACAAACUCCGGCCAGCAGGUCCAGGAAGAGGCUGCCCCUCCAGUCAUGUCCAAGGAUUUGAAGGAAAUCGUGUUUCCAUCGCGGCGCACGGACGGCCAGCUCAUACGCAUGAAGAGAGACUGGGUCAUCCCCCCAAUCAAUGUCCCAGAGAACUCACGAGGCCCAUUCCCACAGGAACUUGUCCGGAUCCGAUCAGACCAUGACAAAAAUCGCUCCCUAAGAUACAGUGUGACUGGCCCUGGUGCUGAUCAGCCCCCUACCGGCAUCUUCAUCAUCAACCCAAUAUCUGGAGAGCUGUCUGUCAACAAGCCCCUGGAUCGAGAGCACAUCUCCAGCUUCCAUCUGAGAGCUCAUGCAGUGGACCUAAACGGCAACCAGGUAGAAAACCCUAUUGACAUUGUGAUCAAUGUGAUCGACAUGAACGACAACAGGCCAGAGUUCAUUCAUCAGAUCUGGAAUGGCACCGUCCCUGAGGGCUCCAAGCCGGGAACGUUUGUUAUGACGGUUACGUCUGUUGACAAAGAUGACCCCAAAACAGCUAAUGGGAUGCUGCGUUACAAGAUCCUGUCUCAGAAUCCCGAGAGUCCAAGCUCCAAUAUGUUCACCAUCAACAAUAAGACAGGAGGCAUCAUUACAGUGGCAGCAGGCUUGGACCGAGAGAAAGUGCCUCAGUACACACUGAUCAUCCAGGCCACUGACAUGGAAGGUAACCCCAUGUACGGCCUCUCCAACACAGCCACUGCUGUCAUCAAAGUCACUGACAUAAAUGACAAUCCACCAGAGUUCACUGCUGAGACGUUCUUCGGUGAGGUGCCUGAGAACCGUGUGAAUGUCAUCGUGGCCAACCUGACGGUGACUGACAAGGACCAGCCCAACACACCAGCCUGGAACGCCGUCUACAAAAUCACCGGGGGCGACCCCACUGGCAGAUUCUCCGUGCCCACUGAUCCUACCACUAACGAGGGCCUGGUAACCGUCGUCAAGCCGAUUGACUAUGAAAUCAGCAGGACAUAUGUGCUAACAGUGGAGGCAAAGAACGAGGUUCCCCUGGCUAGAGGCAUCCACUUCCCUCGCCAAUCCACCGCCACUGUCUCCAUCAGGGUGAUCGAUGUCAAUGAGAGCCCCUACUUCGAGCCCAACCCCAAACUCAUUAAGCUGGAAGAGGGAAUGAUACCUGAGUCAGCACUGACCACCUUCACCGCCCAGGACCCUGAUCGUUUCAUGCAGCAAACCCUCAGAUACUCCAAACUGUCAGAUCCAGCCAAUUGGCUGAGGAUUGACCCUAACACUGGUCGAAUCACAACAAUUGCCAUUCUGGACCGAGAGUCACCCUAUGUGAAGAACAGUUUGUACAAUGCAACAUUCAUGGCUUCAGACAACGGUGUGCCUCCAGCAAGCGGCACAGGUACUCUCCAGAUCUACCUGCUAGAUAUCAAUGACAACGCUCCAAGCGUGUUCCCCCAGGAGGCAGAGGUCUGUGAGAAGCCAGAACCGAAUGCAAUCAACAUCACAGCACUGGAUGGAGACCUGAACCCAAACGCUGGUCCGUUCGCCUUUGAGCUGGCCCACAGGCCUUCAGAUGUUAGGAGAAACUGGACCAUCACAAGACUCAGUGGUGACUAUGCCCAGUUGAGCCUGAAGAUUGGCUUUCUUGAAAGUGGUAUCUAUGAGAUCCCCAUCAUCAUUACAGACUCAGGAAACCUGCCCAUGUCCAACACCUCCUACCUGCGGGUCAAAGUGUGCCAGUGUGACAUCAAUGGAGACUGCACCGACCAGCAGCACAUCAUGGCCGCUGGUCUGGGCACGGGUGCCAUCAUCUCUAUUCUCCUCUGCAUCAUCAUCCUCCUCAUUCUCGUGCUGUUGUUCGUGGUAUGGAUGAAGCGGCGCGACAAAGAGCGUCAGGCCAAACAGCUUCUCAUUGAUCCUGAGGAUGAUGUGCGGGACAACAUCCUCAAGUAUGAUGAGGAAGGCGGAGGAGAGGAGGAUCAGGAUUACGACCUGAGCCAGCUCCAGCAGCCAGACACGAUAGAGCCUGAUGCCAUCAAGCCCGUGGGAAUCCGCCGUCUGGACGAGAGACCCCUCCACCCCGAGCCACAGUACCCCAUGAGGUCAGCAGCACCCCACCCUGGAGACAUCGGAGACUUCAUCAACGAGGGACUUAAGGCGGCAGACAACGACCCCACCGCUCCCCCAUAUGACUCCCUGCUGGUGUUUGACUAUGAGGGCAGCGGCUCCACAGCUGGCUCCCUAAGCUCCCUCAACUCCUCUAGCAGCGGGGGUGACCAGGACUACGAUUACCUCAACGAUUGGGGCCCUCGCUUCAGAAAACUGGCAGACAUGUACGGUGGAAGCGACGACUAGGACACACAGCCCCCCUUUGAAGAAUGAGGAAAAAAAAAAAUAAUGAAGGAGAAAAGAAAAAAUUCUCUUUCCUGUUGAUGGACGUGGACAGCUUCUGAUAUCCCGAUAUUCUCUGACGGAGUGACGGAACUGUGGCAGAAAAUAAAAUAAAAAAUAAACAUGAUUCUGAAAUUUUUUCAAAAACAACCAACCUAGGCUUAUUGUUGUAGUCUACGCAUACAUAUGCUUGUUGAAGGCUUAGGCAUAGGCUGUGGUCCAGUUUUGGAGACGAUGGGAGGGAACAUUGGUGGACUGUCACCGUUUGGAUCGUUGGUAUUGAAUGCGCUCAGUUACACUUGAAUUUCACAGUACAGAAGCACUGGGAUAUAAUGUGCCUUUUUGUACAUUUUUUUGGAUCUGAAUGAUUAGUUUUAUGUUCAAGGCUUUAAUGGUACUGACUUUUGGAGUGAUUUCAAACAUAAAAAGUAUGUUACACUAUGGUAUGCUUCUACAUGCUUUUUUCUUUGGUUACACAAUGCUCCUGUUUGUUGGAAAUGAUUAUUUAAAUAAACUACAAAGAUGAAGAAAUGGAGGAUCCUUUUGUUAGUUAGGAUGGGAAGAAACAGUUAAGAACAGCACUGUACAGUACGCUAGACUUCUAGACCUUUUCACUAAAAAAAAAAAAAAAAUUAAACUUAUGCAGCUGGUUGCAAAUAAAGGGAGUAAUCAAUCAUACUUUUGUAGCAGAAUAAGUUUUUUUUUUCUUUAUUUCUGAAGUGAUGUAGUAUUUUACAAAAAAAAAAAAAAAAACAACAACUGUUUUGGUCUAA
Messenger RNA from Myripristis murdjan (pinecone soldierfish), 3785 nucleotides. RefSeq names its product cadherin 2, type 1, N-cadherin (neuronal) (gene cdh2). Gene Ontology annotation, cellular component: postsynaptic specialization membrane; apical part of cell; catenin complex. Gene Ontology annotation, molecular function: beta-catenin binding; cadherin binding; calcium ion binding. The record is from RefSeq and is a predicted model, not a curated record. The transcript has 16 exons. Gene Ontology annotation, biological process: cell morphogenesis; homophilic cell-cell adhesion; multicellular organism development. The coding region runs from base 244 to 2976 and encodes 910 amino acids. Lineage: Eukaryota; Metazoa; Chordata; Actinopteri; Holocentriformes; Holocentridae.